Messenger RNA from Misgurnus anguillicaudatus (oriental weatherfish), 748 nucleotides. Lineage: Eukaryota; Metazoa; Chordata; Actinopteri; Cypriniformes; Cobitidae. The record is from RefSeq and is a predicted model, not a curated record.
AUGCAAUGUUUGCGUCGGCAAUACCACUACAGUAACAUUGUGUGUUGCUUUUGGAGUUUGGAUAGGUGCUGGCUGAAAAUGGGGAUGCUGUUUUGUAGCCUGCUCAUUGCGUUGGGUGCAGACGCCCUCAUGGCCUGUUCCCUGGAAAACUACACACUGUACGUGAAUCGGCACGAGUGCGGUCACUGCAUGGCCAUCAACACAACCAUAUGCAGCGGAAUGUGUUUCACACAGGACACAAACGUGGCAGGAUUUGUGGGCAAGCGUUUCCUGAUUCAGAAGGGAUGUAUGCACCGUUCUUUGGUGUAUCAUGCUGCUACGAUGCCCGGCUGUCCUCUUCACAUUGACCCAGUCUUCUUCUAUCCCGUGGCCCAUCGAUGUCGCUGCAUGAAAUGCAACACGGCCAGAAAUGAGUGUGAGCAUAAGCCCAAGAGGAUGCGCAACAAAUGUUCCAAACCCCUGCGUGCAGUUUAAAUUUAAGGGAUGAAAGAUUUCUCUUCUCUCAUUAAGAUUUAGUUUUGAUAAACUUUUUGCUAACUUUGUUUCUUUGUUUAAAAGCAAGAAAAGUAGGACUGAAUAAAAGCUGGUGGUUUUAUAAAAUGCAUGCUAUAUAUGAAGAUAUGAUUAUAAUAUUAUAACUAUAAUUAUUUACAUAAAAGUUACUUUCAUGAGAAAGUGUCUUAGUUUUGCUAGGAAUGUGUUUGUUUUAGUUGUCUAUGACUGUACCUGCUGUGUUUUAAAAAAUGAA